Messenger RNA from Lasiosphaeria miniovina, 2172 nucleotides. Its product is annotated as Alpha/Beta hydrolase protein. The record is from RefSeq and is a predicted model, not a curated record. Gene Ontology annotation, biological process: lipid metabolic process. NCBI's taxonomy places the organism in Eukaryota, Fungi, Ascomycota, Sordariomycetes, Sordariales, Lasiosphaeriaceae. The coding region runs from base 1 to 1773 and encodes 590 amino acids. The transcript is spliced from 3 exons.
AUGGGGCUCUUCAGUCGGUCUAACAAAGCGAAGAAGGAGUCGCCAACACUUGCACCCAGCAGCCAUAGGGGGGUGUUUCCCCAGAACCCUUUGCCAACAGCACCUCCAACACAUGUGUCUCGAAGCUGGUUUCCUGGCGAUGCAUCCCAACCACAAGCACCCUUCCAGUCAGCCGGCCUUCUUCCUCCGCCUGUAGGAUGGACGCCACACCCCCCAGCUCUGUUCCACCAGCCGGCAGUCUAUUCGCCGCCCAUCAUUGUGAACCAGCACCACUAUUAUCUUGGCCCGCCUGCAAACGGCCGAACUGCCAGCAAACUGAACCUCGGGUCGGUGGUGGACCUGGCUAAGGAGAUUUGCCCAAACUCCAACUUUCCCCCGAUUUUUGACGACGGCCUUCCUCGAUGGCAUGGCUACAGCAGCCAGCUUCUAAACCAAAGCGCUGCCAUGGCGGACCAAAUAUCGAGCCGAUUCAACGACGUCGUGACACUGAUUGACUGUGAGCGGUAUGCCGGGAACGAAGGCGACCUCUUCACCUGGCAGCCAGGCUACGAGCAGCAACUGCCAACGGAUAUGAAUGUAGGAGAUAAAGGGCUGCUGAAGCCCGGAAAGAAGAACCUGGCAAAAGGCCAACCAAAGGGACAAACAACAGCUGUAGCUGCGUCGGUCAUGUCGGGCAGUUUCUUUGCCAAGGUUGAUCUCUACUCGAACUCUAAGCUGCCAAUGAACCUACCUCCCUUACGACUGUAUAUCCCAACAUACCCGCUUCUCUGCCUGGCCGCCCGGUAUUCGGAGCGCGUAUAUGAAAGACUCACGGGUGCCGAGAGAGACGCGCACGUUGACGCAGAUUGGCGAACAGGCAGCAAAGCCAUGGUGAUCAAGUCGGUUCCUAUGGACUACAUGAACACCAUCGUCUUUGCCAUUCGCGGCACAGCGACCUUUAUGGACUGGGCUGUCAACCUCAACACGGCACCGGCGUCGCCUGCUGGUUUUCUGGAUGAUCCCGGCAAUUUAUGUCAUGCCGGAUUUCUGAGCGCCGCUCGGAAAAUGAUCUCACCCGUCGCGCGGCGCCUACGUCAACUACUCGAAGAGGAUCCCGGACGUGCCUCGUACUCGCUGCUUAUUACAGGCCACAGCGCCGGGGGUGCUGUUGCGGCCCUCCUUUACAGCCACAUGCUUGCCACGUCCAAAGCCGCGGAGAGCGAACUGAACAUCCUGACAGGAUGUUUCAAGCGAGUCCACUGCAUUAUAUUCGGCACCCCACCGGUGAGCCUGAUGCCUCUCACCAAACCGGAGGACUACGAUAGCCGCCCGCAUCUGAAGAAGAGUCUAUUCUUGAGCUUCAUAAACGAGGGAGACCCCGUCGCGAGGGCAGACAAGGCAUAUGUGCGGAGCCUUCUGGAGCUAUUUGCUGCACCUGCGCCGACUGUCGGGACCAACAAGAAGGAGCCAUCCAGCAAAAGAGCAAGCUGGACAAAAUCAACAACAGGCACGCCGAAAAACAUUGCAACCCCCGGCCCAGUCUGGAAGGUUCCGCCUAGCACUUUGAGCAGCGCGGGCCGCAUCGUUGUGCUGCGGUGUGGCGAUCCCAACGCGAGGCUGAAGGGAAAGAAGACGGUCGAGGAGCGGCUCAACGAGGGCGUAGUGGCACAAAUCGCGACUGACGAGCAGCUCCGAGAGGUAAUAUGGGGUGACCCCGUCUGCCAUGUGAUGCGGCUCUAUGCCGGAAGAAUCGAGACGCUGGCUGUCGGAGCUGUCACGGCCAAGGGUUACUGAAUGACCCAGCGAACGCUUAGUGGAGAAGAGGAGGAACAUAGGGCCAUGAAUUAUGACACUGGAUGGCGUUUUGGAUUUGACUUGUUUGCACAAGCUGGAGAUGAUACCACUUGGGAAAGUUUGCUCUUGCCUUGGAACGGCCAAGUUUUCCAGUCAUCUACCUUAAGUAUCCGUACCCUAGAUAAGGUAACUAGCUGGCUUUGGAAUGCAUGUAUAUCCGUGCAUGUUUAUGAUAACGAAGCAUCAUCGUCGCCUUGUAGGUGGUUUUGAUCUCACUUGCGGGUUCGGCUAGCACGGGGAAGCCCUGCCCAGCUUACAGGGCUGAGGUUCCCCUUUUGUUGCGUCGCGACAAGGCUGCCAGCUUCUAUGGACUUCCCCUCCGCGGACCACUAACCCCAC